CCUCGAACAGGCAGACGCGAAAAGCACCAAACAAGUGCCCUAGCCAGCAUGUCCAGUGCGCUGCAUCCGAUCCACAGACACCGCAGAUACUGCCUGGCCCAGCAUGGCUCAUGAUUCCUCCGCUAACCUCCAGGUCUUCUCGCCAACGGGCUCCGGACGCUCCUCACCAUCACCCCGCGUAACGCGCAACCACGCCGAGGACGCACUACAAAAGAAGGACAAAGGUUUCCGUCGCUAUGCAGCUGGUGUCGAGCGCGCUCUCGCACUGUGGGACACUGCGCAGCAGGAAUGGGCCGACUACAUAUCGUUCUUGGGAAGGCUUUUGAAGGCUCUGCAAUCUCAUCCUUCUGAGACGACAGUCAUUCCCCAUAGCGAUGCAGUCGCACUCCGAUUAGCGCAGUGCUUGAAUCCAACAUUGCCCUCUGGCGUGCACCAGAAGGCGCUCGAGGUGUAUGCAUACUUAUUCGCGACCAUUGGUAAAGAUGCUCUUGCUCGUGAUCUUAACCUUUACUUUCCCGGACUUUCUUCAGUGCUCUCCUUUGCCUCACUCUCGGUCCGCCCACUCUUCUUAUCCGUAUACGAGAACUACAUCUUGAAGCUCGAUGCGUCCGCCCUUCGUCCGGCCCUCAAAGCAGUCAUCCUGUCUCUGCUUCCGGGGCUAGAGGAUGAAACUAGCGAGGACUUUGAACGGAUGACAUCUGCCCUGGACAAGCUACGGAGUGCUGUGAAAAGCCAUUCAGACGAGAUUUCGGAAGCAAGGACCGAGGCUGGAUCCUCACACUUUUGGCAAUGUUUCUUUUUAGCGACCAUCACCAAUGCCUCACGAAGGCAAGGCGCGCUUGCCUACCUUGUGCGGCGCUUACCCAAGUUCAGUCUUCCUCAGCGUCGCGGAUCCGUCGCAGGAGAGUCUAGUGCACUUUCUGAGGGUUUGCCAGCCGAAGCCGAAGCCGCCAUAACUCCAGAGCCAGGCUUGCUUAUUCGAUGUUUCGAAGCUGGUCUCUUUGACACUCAGCUGUUGAUACAACGAGGCUUUCUCGAUUUACUCGUCACUCAUCUACCUCUGGACUCGCCUGUAUUGCAAGAUCGGAUCGGCAGAGAGGAUCGAGAGCGAAUAGUAGCUGCUGCUGCAGGUGUUGUUUCGCGGAGAGACAUGAGUCUGAAUCGAAGGCUGUGGGCCUGGUUCCUCGGGCCCGAGCCAGCGCCCGACGCCGAUGGCAACGACGCUGUUGCAUCACCAACGCAAGACAGACAUGGCGCAGCGUUGGACCCCUCCUCCUACCACGCCGCCUAUUUUUCGCAUUUCGGUCUUGAAGCGCUGACUCAGAGUGUGUUGAAGAUGAUCAACAGAUCUACCAAGCAUCCUGCCGAGCGUGCAAAACCUUUUCGCGUUUGCCUAUCUCUCAUGGACCGAUGGGAAGUCGGAGGAUUGAUUGUGCCAGAGAUUUUUAUCCCUGCACUACAAAGCAUCCAGUCAUACAGUGAGACGGCCACAAAGGCUCAAGUUGACGAGGUCUUGCGAAGCGCAAGUACAUUCUUUGAUGGAGUCGACAGUGGCCUGAUCUGGGGCAAACUGAUCCAUCUAAUUACGACCUCACUCGGGCCCGCCUUGCCAAACCAGCAAGAUGCACUUCGACAGAUGCGAUUAGCCAAAUUUGUUUUGUCUCGCUUUAACCUCAAAGAAGAUGACAUGCUGUUUCAUCACAUGCCGCUCAUGAUCUUCUCCGCACUUGCGGCGCUGAACAGUAAAGCUGGAAAUGUUCCAAACCUAUCCACACAAGAUCGGGAAGUCGUAGAUCUCGCACUUGAAAUUGUCGAAUCCCUUCUGCAGAUUGUGCCUGAUCGAGCGAUAAGGGGGGCCGAAGAGAGCCAAAACAGCGAUGACGCAAGCGACGUUAAAUGCGUGGCCUUGGAGAAAGUACAAGUCUUCUACGAAGAAUCACAGGGAAGCUUGGACAUGGUAGAUCCCCCUUUCAGUGCCGCUGAAAUUGGUCACUUGAUCAUUGAAGAAUCGACCCGGAUAUUCCUUGCAUUCGUCCAGCUCCACCCCGAGGUCUCUGCGGAAAUUCCUUCUAGAAUACUGGCGAAUGCCAUCGUGAAGGUCCAACAUUUUGACGUUUUGAAUGACAUGGAGCCGUUCGCAGUCGUCCAACACGUUCUUUCCGAGCCUGUCACCAAGAACCGUCCACCGUUUCCUUUUUCGCGCCUGAGUGCUGUUACAACAGUUCUCGCUAGCUUGCAACUUGCGCGACCCUCGGAUCCUUAUAUUGGCGAAUCUCAGAUUGGGGAGAUCAUUCACCCUCUGGUUGCUGCUUUCUGGCAGUAUCUUUCCCCAUUGACGCCAAAAUACCAUGUAGAGGCUGUGAGGUGCAUAUUGCAAUUGCAUAAUAUGUCUCCUUCGAAUCGCGUUGUAGAGGCAGCUCUGUCCUCUAUCUUGACACAAGACAUGCCUGGAGGCUCAUCAAGUCUUCACUUUGCUGAUGCCACGCGACGGUUUGCGGUAAUCUGGACGCAUACUGUGUACGAGCUCAGCUUGCAAUCCGAGAAACGCGGUACAUUGUCUCGACGCGCGAGUGCAAUGAGCAUCUCGAGUCUCGCUGUGCAGGAAGUCAGUUUUCACUCCGUCCUUUCGAGGCCGCUACUUCUCCUUCUUGAUCUACUUGGUGACGAAGGAACCGAGGCCGUUGCUGUUGUCAACAAUUGGCUUCAGGAUCUUCCAACGCUCAACAAGAUCUUCGAAGUCCUUGUUACGCGUUUACAAUCUCUUCGAUGCUUGUCUUCCACCACCAGCCUGGCUCCCGGCACAACCCCGGCUCAGGGGAAUUCGCACCUCAAAGGAGAUGACAGCAAGGAUUGCCUUUACUAUCUAAAACAUGUCCAUAACAUACUGAAACGACCUUCACGAUACACUUGGGCUACGCUAGCAGAAGAGGCAGGCCCGCGUCUCCAUGGUACAGAACCUAUCAUAUCUUUGCAGGAAUGGAUCGUGAGAACUUGUUUGAAGACUCUCUCUUUGGACUUUAAUAAACAGAGUCCAACCAAACCAGCACACUUACAUGAGCUUUAUCAUGUCUCCGUUGACAUCAUUAACCAGAUCUACGGCAGUCCCUUCGCGCCAGCUCUGAGGGAUCUGGAACUUGAAAUUCCUCUGAUGGCUCGCCUGAGAUCGGCUGGGCCCUCCCUGCAGAGUCUUUUACUCGGCGCCUCACUACAUGCACUCCGACUACGUCUCACUCGACCGAACGAACCCCAAAUACCAGACCAGAGAGUUCAAAGCUCAGCAUCUCACAAACCAAGGCUAUCGCUGGCUAUGAAUAGGGAGUCUGUCGAAGUGGAGCCCGUGCCAAUACCGCCGCCACCUCAAUUGGUAGACAUUAUCAAAUAUGGGUUCUCAUCACCAUCAAGCCGGCUUGUUUUGGACGACUGGGUCAAUUUCCUUGUCGAGGUGCUCCCUCUAUUUGCGGAUACUAUCUUCCAAAAUCUACUUCCUUUGGUGGAAUGCUUCUGCAAGGAGAUUCGGAAGACCUUCGAGCAGCUGAAGCGCAUAUUCUGUAUCGCAGAUGCAGUCGAGCAAAUCUCUCCAGAGUCAACCCUCAUAUCUCUCAUCAACGGAUUGGAGCAGAUUCUUGCUAGGGCCCAUGACCGUCUCAUGAUGCAAGAGACAAAGUCUGUUGCCAACAAAUCCCCAGAACAACCUCAGGGUUUCUUCGGCAACAUGGUUUCUGGGGUGUUUGCAACCGAGGCACAGCAAUCUCGCACGCCGACAGCUAAUAGCAGACUAACGGUGCUGCUGUGCUUUCAGGACACAGUGCGCAUAUGCUUCGCUAUUUGGUCAUGGGGAGGCUAUGCCACCAGCGGCGGACAGCAAGAUCCGACAUCGGCUUCUUCAUUUGGCUAUACAUCCUUGCGUAUGCGUAAUCGAGCAAGGCGGAUAUUGGAGCACUUGUUCGCUGCGGAAGCGCUAGAAUGCCUAGAGACGCUUGCUGUGCUGUGGUCGCAAUCUCCGAAAGACGACACCCAAGUGGAAGCCAUCGUGGGUCUUCUCAACGUGCUCAACGGGUCAAAGCCAAAACACACAAUUCCGGCGAUCUUCAACGCUGUAUAUAGCCGCACGAAUCCCAACGCCCUAGACCCUAAUCGCAUGUCUACCUUGACAUCUGAUCUCACGGAUACGGACCUGGUUGCUUUCUUGAUUGACUAUACCAAAUCCCUAGAAGAUGAUGCCAUGGACGAGAUAUGGCAGGACUGCACUCUCUUCCUACGGGAUGUGCUGGCGAAUCCACUUCCUCAUAGGCAAAUACUGCCGCUGCUCCUGGAGUUCACGGCCGUCAUCGGACAGAAAGUUGACAACACUAACUUCGGCGAGCAGCGGAAAAUGAGGAAGGAGCUAGCAGAUAUCUUCCAGCGCAUCCUCACAGCCGUUUUUACUACUCGUCCAAUGGGCCAUUUCCAAGAACCGAACUCUGGGCAGAGCAAUGCAAAGUUGAUAGAGAAGUCACCUUUUAUAACGAACGCCGCCCUCUCACAAAAGCGUGCGGCAGACGUAGUCUCCGUGUUGAACGCUAUCGUACCACAUCUUCCCAUCAUACUGGUAGAGAACGAGCGCGUAACAACCGUCGUAACAAACAUCGCUACUUCGGUCAUUGGCCCUACCUUCCGUACCAAAACGUUUCCUGAACACGUGUCGAGGGGCGUAUUAGACUUGCUGCAGGAAUUAGCCAGGGUCGCGCAAGGGAACAAGUUUUGGAAGAAGGAGCUCUACGAUGCGUUCAACGACAGUCGAUUUUUUAGCACACCUCUUCCCCUGCUCAGAGAAUCCUGGCUCCCCAUUCUAGCGCAAUGGGCCCACUCUGACAAAGACCGGCUGCCUGAAUUGCUGAGCAGGCUGAGUGCACCUACAACAGCGGGCAUAAUGUUCGGUGUGGGCGCCUCGUCCGCGCGGCAAGAAGCAGACCGCAAGACGCAGCUCACGCUCCGCCGCAUUGCACUUCUCGUUCUAGCCAGCGCCGAAGAUGCUUUCACGCCGAAUCUCCCAGCCAUCAUGACCUCGAUAACGGAACUCCUAACUGCGACUCCAGCGUCGUCACCAUCUUCAAUCACACGCGCUGACGUGCUCGUCCUACUGCGUGCGCUCAUCCUCAAGACAUCUUCCAUCCACUUGGCUUCUUUGUGGCCGACCAUGAAUGCCGAACUCACAUCCGCGCUGAGCAGCUUGCUCCCCGAGGCGGCUAAUAGGGAACAUUACAACAACGCGGGCAUCAUCCAGGCGUGCAAGUUGUUGGACACACUCGUCAUACUCAACCCAGAUGAUUUCCAGCUCAUCGAGUGGCUUUACAUCUGUGACACCAUCGACGCCGCUUACCCGACCGAGUCCACCACCUCCACCUAUCCUGCUGGACUCGCGGACGAAAUUGCGCAAGUUCUGCAAGCGACGGGAUCUUCGACCUCGCGUCCACUGACCCACGCGAACGACGACGGUGUCGAGCCGCAGAGAAGGCUCUUCUUGGAUCCUCUGCUGGAGGCCCUGGAGAAAGAAGAGGGCGCGGAAGUGGUGGAGAUGGCAAGAGGGGAGUUGAUUGACAGGGUCGUGCGGCCUUUCCUGGGAAGCCUGGGAAUGCUGACCUUUGAGUCUACGUACGGAGGCGGCGAGGUCGAUGUCGAAGGCGUGUGGGCUAGUGUGGUAGCUGACGCUAGGGGUACAGAGUAGACGUGAAUGGAGAUAUAAUGGGAAUGGUUUCGUCUUGCGGGUGAGCCGAAGCUUGCUGAACAUUUUCUUUUGGUUUGUUCGCGGAAUUGUGCAAAUGUGCCUCCCACUGGAAG
Molecule: messenger RNA, 5817 nt
Organism: Paraphaeosphaeria sporulosa
Lineage: Eukaryota; Fungi; Ascomycota; Dothideomycetes; Pleosporales; Didymosphaeriaceae
Exons: 5
Coding region: 104-5704 (1866 amino acids)
Biological process (GO): Golgi to endosome transport
Cellular component (GO): endosome; trans-Golgi network
Source: RefSeq, a predicted model, not a curated record